AUGUAUGACCACUACAUGUUGAACGAAAAGCUUCCAAUAAGUUCAAUGUUCAUCAAGAACUAUGAAGAUGUUUGUAAGUUGUGCAAGGAUUGGACUUUAGAGAAGAAGAUGUUAGUUAACAGAAGAUAUGAAACAAGGUAUGCAAUUAACUCAAAGUUAGUUACACCACUUGCAAAAGUCAUUGAACUCUUGUUUGCUAACAAUUAUUUCGAACCAAUUAGAACAGGAGAACUUUGCACAUACUUCACAACGAUGUAUAAUGAGAACCUUGAAGAAAUGAUUGACCUCACAUACAAUGAGCGUUAUUGCGCAAGGAUGAAGAAAGAUUGGAGUUCAGAGACGAAGAAAGACAUGAAGUUCCCAAGAGAACAUGUUUUCUUUGCUGACUUCGAAGCAUCAACUGAUGGAAACAUUCACAAAGCAUACAACAUUUGUUUCAUGGAAGAUGACGAUGAUGGUUAUACAUCAAUUUGGGGAAGUGACUGUGCGUCAAAAUUCCUCGAAGCUUUACCAGAUAAGAGUUUAGUUUAUUUCCACAACUUAUCGUACGAUGUCACUUUUCUCAUGUCUCAGUUAGAAGAGAUUACAGGAACUCCAAUCAUCAAAGGUUCACAAACGAUGCAGAUACAAGGAAAGUACAAAGGAAAACUUCUCUGCUUCAAAGACUCUUAUGCAAUCAUCUCAACUAAGUUGGAAAGAUUCCCUGAAAUGUUUCACCUCACUAGUGGUGAAAAAGAAGUUUUCCCAUAUAAUUACUACACGGAAGAGUUAGUUAAUACAACUAAAGUUGGUAACAUCGAUGAUGCCAUGAAUCAUGUCAAAGAUAUUGAAGCUUUUAAUGAGAACAUUGAGAAGAUUGAAGAUUGCAAGAUUGAUGAUGAACACUUUGACAUGGAAGUUUAUUCGUCAUUCUAUUGCGGUCAAGAUGUACGCAUUUUACGAGAUGGCUUUCUUAAGUUCCGCAAUGACCUCAUGACUGA
Messenger RNA from Trichomonas vaginalis G3, 980 nucleotides. RefSeq names its product organellar and viral DNA polymerase type B. The annotation marks the transcript as partial. Gene Ontology annotation, molecular function: DNA binding; nucleotide binding; DNA-directed DNA polymerase activity. Lineage: Eukaryota; Parabasalia; Trichomonadida; Trichomonadidae. The transcript has a single exon. Gene Ontology annotation, biological process: DNA replication. The record is from RefSeq and is a predicted model, not a curated record.